AUGCAAUUCGCCGACUUCUCCUCGGGUGUGGUCUACCCGAACUUCACACUGCCUGCCGCUGACUGGAGUGCCUACAUUGCUCAGCUGGACAAGUAUCCAUAUCUCACGUACACCUGGGAGCUGCCAGAUCCCGUUCUAGAGGAUUUGCUUCUACCAUUUGGCGAAUUUGUGUCCAAGUAUUCGCUGGGGAACGAGGCGUACCUCCUUGGUACUUAUGGUGCUGGCAACGGUGCCGUUCUGAACCAGACCACAGUCUAUGUACUCAAGUCGGUGGACAAGGCGUACAUCAAAGGGCUGCAGGGAGGCGACGUGAUGACUGAGCACGACAAUCAUGCAAUCUACGACAAAGCGCAGGCGGCAUUGGGGUCCAAUGCUCUCGUGUCCUCCACGGUAGUUGCCGCUAGCCGCAAUGCGUCCGGAAUCCGACUGGUGGUCCAGUCUGCCAGCGGAGACCUCAAGCUGAUUGUGGCCAAGAAGCUGCUGGUUGCCAUGCCGCAGAUCACGGCAAACAUGCAACCCCUGGGAAUGGACUUGUCUGAGUCCUCCGUCUUUGGUCAGUUUACGUACAACGCCCUGUAUGUUGGGCUGGUCACCAACACGGGAGUCACGGACUUUGUCGACACGCUGGGGAUCAGCCUGAACACCGAGUCCUACAACCUACCCGGGCUGCCGGGCCUCGUCUAUCUCCAGUCCACCGGAGUGGCUGGCGUCUUCCGCAUCUGGUAUAGCUCCGCGCACGAGGUUGCCGAGGCAGACGUCAAGUCAGCGACUCUGGCUGCCAUCCAGCGACUUACUGGCAAGAAAGCCCAAUUUCUCGUCUUCAGCUCCCAUACCCCUUAUUAG
Aspergillus fumigatus Af293 is the source of this 843-nucleotide messenger RNA. RefSeq lists its product as uncharacterized. The transcript has a single exon. The coding region runs from base 1 to 843 and encodes 280 amino acids. The record is from RefSeq and is a predicted model, not a curated record. NCBI's taxonomy places the organism in Eukaryota, Fungi, Ascomycota, Eurotiomycetes, Eurotiales, Aspergillaceae.